ACAUCUUGAGCUUGGUGAUUGCUCAAUUGGUAAUGAAGCUAUCGAGGAGAUAGCCAGCAACUAUACUAAUUUGAAAUAUCUUAGUUUGAAGGGGUGUAGAAGGAUUAGUAAUGAAGUGCUGAAAAAUCUCAAUCCAAAAAUUAAAAUCGAACAUCCAGAUUAUUCCGAUGAUGAAUUCUCCGAUUCUGGUUUACCUCCACUUAUUCUAAUCUUUACCAGUAAACAAAAUAGGAUAGCUAUAACCAGGUCCUUUAGAGACUACUAUUUGAGUCAUACAUUAGAUGAAACAGAUCUUAUUUCUGCAAUUGUUAAUUAUCUCAGAGAGAAUCCUCCAAUAGGAAAAAAUCCCAGUAAAAGCAUUAAUCGAUACAAUAUUAAAUCCAAUACUAUUAGCAAGCGCUUGUAUAAUAAGCUUGAAAAAGAUUAUGGGUUAGAAGGUAUAUCUGGUGAUGAUUUGAUAAGCAAAGAAAUAAAAUGCUUAGAUUUGCAAUUUCGGUAUAAAGGAAAAUGGCGAAGCUUAGAUAGUACUGAAGUAAUAGAUUUUCAAAUUCGCAAAAAUUCAUCAUUUGAUUUGGUGCUAGGAUGGGAUUGGUUAUGGAUGCGCAAAGCAAAAAUUAGCUUUGGAUUUUCUCUGGAAAAUUAUAGCAGACCUACAGGCGAUUCUUCGAGCCAUAAAGCCAGCUCCACUAAAAAUAACUUAUCUAUUGCAGAGCAGGCCAUAUUGUGGAACAAUGGCACUUACGUGUCUAGGCGAUUCUCCGAAUCAUGGGACUUUGUCCCUAAAUCAACAGAAUCUAAAUCUGGUCUAGCUCAAGAGAAG
Messenger RNA from Dentiscutata erythropus, 820 nucleotides. NCBI's taxonomy places the organism in Eukaryota, Fungi, Glomeromycota, Glomeromycetes, Diversisporales, Gigasporaceae. The record is from the annotation of a GenBank genome assembly.